This is a messenger RNA of Stomoxys calcitrans (stable fly), 1381 nucleotides long. RefSeq lists its product as uncharacterized. The coding region runs from base 152 to 1036 and encodes 294 amino acids. Lineage: Eukaryota; Metazoa; Arthropoda; Insecta; Diptera; Muscidae. The record is from RefSeq and is a predicted model, not a curated record. The transcript is spliced from 2 exons.
UGCUUCGGUUUGUUGUUAUUUUGCGCGUAUUGCAGUGUACCAAGAAAUAAAAAAAAUCAUCAGUUAAUAACCAAAUGAACGGAAGUCUGAUAUUGUUAAAUACGUUUAUAAGCUAUUACAUUGCUUUUGAUUCAUAAUUUAAAGCUUAGCCAUGGCUUCAGAGGCCGAAAACAGAGUCAGUUUGCUGUGGAACUACUCAACUGCUUUGGAACCAGUUACACAUGCACACAAGUUAUUGAAAUCCUAUUACAUGAAUAUGUGCCGAAAGUUUGCCCGAAAUUCUGUGCAAAUACCCAAAGAAAAAUUUGCCUCUUCCCAAAUGUGUUCUUACUGCGGUUGCUUUUGGAAUGAAAGUGAAUUUCAAAUGAGACUAAAAUCCAAACAUGUAACUAUGAAAGCAAAAACAAAACGCCUUAUUGAGCAACUCAAUAGAAGCAAUAAAGAAGAUGGUCAAUUGAGUGGAAAACAAAGGAAACGAGCCAAAUGGCUACAGAAGAGGGCCACACAAUAUAUGGAAAUGAAAUGUGAACAAUGCGGGCAUAAAUCAAAAAUCAAAAUGGAAAAGCCUAAAAAGAAAUCCAAAGCAACUGCAGCAGAAUCAAAUAGCAAAGCCAACAAUUCAGCGGCAGAGCAAGAAGAUGUUAUAGCAAUAGAAGAGGACAUUAAAACAAAGACAACUAAGAAGAAAAAGAAAAACAAAAACAAAUUGGCAGGGUUAAAACUUCCCCUAGAGGGAAAACAAGAUAAGCAACAAACCCAUAAACCCAACAUAAUCAAAACACCACCACAAAAUCCCAUGCCAUUACCUAUAGCAAAAACACAAGCUCCAAAAACAAUUACUCCAAAUUUACAAUCUCAAAAAUCAAAGAAAAAGAAGAAAACAUCCUCAAACAUAACCCCCACCAUUAGCAAAACAGUGUCAAAGACUCAGCAACAAAACUCCCUGCUGCAACUGGCUGCCCUUCUCAAACAGAGUUCAUCAUCAAGUGAUGGCAAAAGUUCGACACAAAAGAGACUGGAAUCGCUAUUGAAAUAAUUUGUCGUUUUCCAUAUUUUGCGUGAGUUCUUUUUUUAUUUAUUGUCACGAUUUUGUCAAAAUCCAAAUGUGUACCUACCUGCCAUAUCUAGCCAGAUACUGACAUACAAAUGUACUUAUGCGGUUUUGGUACGAUUCAAUUGAACAAGUUGGGCUUUUGUUGGUUCUAUUCGGUUGCGAGAGUAGUACAGUUACUGCUGUUGAUUGUAAUCUGACUUCGGAGCUUAAAAAAAUGCAAAAUAUAACAACAAGGUUAGAUGCAGGCAUUCAAAAAAUUAGAAUUUUAAAUUAAUUUUAAACAAAGCAAAAGAACUGGUCUAAUAAAUUGAAUUUUAAAUCAUAAAA